AUGGAUGAACAAUCAGAGAAGGUCGCCGAACAGGCUCGAAAAUAUUCGGGAUCCAUAGGUCGAGGACUUCUCAACGAGCAGCUCGCCGAGAUUAUCGAGUUCUCUAGCGACGCCCAGCGUCGAGACUGGUUUGAGCGGCAUGAGACUGUACCCUUCUGGUACGAAAGAUUUGACAAGAGUGGCUUGACACCAUUGUUGAGCAGUCUUGCGGACUCUUGGGUCGAAAUCGAAGAGAAUGUUAAGCGAGCUGCCGUACAACUCGAUCGCCCCUCAAAAGCUGCAAGUAGCAAACUUGUGAAGGCGUUCGGGAUGUACAGAUUCAAAGCGUGGUCAAAAGAGCAUUGGACGUGGGUGCAGCGGCCCGCUCUGAGUAUUGUCAACCACGAAACGAUUCGUGCUAUGAUCUGCAUCGCCCUGGAAACCCCCGGUCCGCACAAUGGUUUCCCUUUUGAGUUACAAUGCGGGCAGGACGUGUGCAUAGACGGCUACGACACGUUGUUGCUCCCUCCCACGGGCGGAGGCAUGGCAAUUUUGUUUUGGAUCGAUUUGGAAUAG
This is a messenger RNA of Recurvomyces mirabilis, 555 nucleotides long. RefSeq lists its product as uncharacterized. Lineage: Eukaryota; Fungi; Ascomycota; Dothideomycetes; Mycosphaerellales; Teratosphaeriaceae. The record is from RefSeq and is a predicted model, not a curated record. The transcript has 2 exons. Bases 1 to 555 code for a protein of 184 amino acids.